Messenger RNA from Postia placenta MAD-698-R-SB12, 2304 nucleotides. RefSeq lists its product as hypothetical. The transcript has 12 exons. The coding region runs from base 1 to 2304 and encodes 767 amino acids. NCBI's taxonomy places the organism in Eukaryota, Fungi, Basidiomycota, Agaricomycetes, Polyporales, Adustoporiaceae. The record is from RefSeq and is a predicted model, not a curated record.
AUGGCCCUCUUCGGGUGCGCCUGGGUCUUGUCUUCCCUCCGUCUUAUUCUCGUCUCCAUUGACCGCAGGCCGCUGGGGCGCACACACAAACCCCCUCUGCGUUCCAGGGGCACAGCAUCGGCUCCUCACUACGGCGGCUAUCCUUCCCCGUCCUCCAAUCUCACCAUCGAACAAGGUUAUUUGACAAUCUUCCCGUGCGGCCCACUGACCCAGCCACGGGCGUCCUUCCUCUUCUCAUUGCCUCACACGGCCUCUCAAGUGCUCUCUUCCUAUAAGCGCCGAGUACGCCAUAGGAUCACGCCCGGCAUCGCGGAGUGGAUGCGCAAGCCCGUGCCCACGCCGGGAACACGGCUUGAGACCUGGGACGUGCGCGUCGUAGCAUCUUCGAUUCCUACACGUAUUGCUAAUUCGACCCACGCAACAUACUUCCCAAACGCGUGCCUGCACAGCCCGCCGCGUGUGCUGGAUAUCCAGAGCUUCGGGGACAAAGCAGGCUGCCUCGCGCGCAGCGUCACGGCGCCGGACAAUAGACAGAUACCACGGUCCAUGGAGCCCAGACGGCGACGCAUAAUGACCGCGCUCCACGCACCCACUCGAAACCCAAACUAUACUCGCUACUCGGAUAAAUACUCAGCUGAGACGGCCGAUAAGUGUUGGUCUCCGCUCUGGUCUCAGUUUGAAGGGCCGCGCGUUGAGACCCCUGUCGUGAGAGGCACGGUGGACAGGGAGACCUUGCUGGAUGUGGGUGUGCGCGGUGCCCGGAUGGGAGAGAUUGCCACUGCAAUGGGCAGGCUGGCGAUCGUCGUGCCUGACGGGCCUGCACGCCUGACACGGCGGCACAAGGCACGCCAUCGCCGCGACGAUCUCAGCACUCCUUACGCGCGAAGGGCUCGGCGACAAACAUACCAUCGUGGACGGCUCUGCGUGUGCAGGCUGGGCAGAUAUGUGUACAUGCUCCGCGACCGGGCGCCCCGCGGGCCGAGCGCGUGCGCGGCGGGCUGCGAUGUGACCGUGCGCAUGCAGCUCGGUAUGGACGCGGGCGCGACAUGUGCCUGCAUGACGAUAGGAGGCUAUGAAUAUGCCUGUGACAUGGAGUGCGCGCACAUAAGGUGGGGCGACGUGGAGGGAAUCUGCGAGGUCCUUGGCGAGGGCCUGAUGGGGCAGGGCGGGAUUGACGGGUGUGUCAGAGGGAAAGAUGAGUGGGUGAAACAGGCUCACGUCGAUGUUGCCCUGGACGUUGCGUAUGAGGGUGAGAUGGCGGGUGCCUGCGUUGCGGACGUCGGUGUAGACGGGGACGGAGCCGCGGUUGUUGCGGGGGACGUGGUAGGGGAGCUGAGUGGCGGCGGUGGCGAGACGGCGGGCGUGGGGGGCGGCGGGGAGAAGGCGGUGGCAGAAGGGGAGCAUCUGGGGGAGGAGCGGCCGCGGAGUGUGAAAAGGCGGUGGCGGGAGAAGGCGGCGUCAGACGACCACACACGCCCCCAGCAGGCGCCCCCGCCGCUGACUCCCGUCACCCACCUCUCCCACCUCGGCUACGCUGUCCAGCAGCAAUUUGCGCCCCAGCAGCCGUACUGGCACCCCGCGCAGGACUCCUACCUCUUCAACAGUCCAGUCGCAUCCUCUGACAUGUUCUCCGCCUUCUCGCGCUGGUCGCUUGCGCCGCAAGAACACCUCCUUCCAUACCACUAUGCUGGUGCGAUCAUCCCGCAGGAGUAUGGAUCCUCAGAAGUCGGCUUCUCCCCAGCGCCGUCAGAUGCGUCCCUGCAAUCCUGGGACAGCGACGCCUCGCCCGCGAGCGCCCCUGCCCCGCCGCCGCACCCCACGCACGUCGUGUGCAAUGCACCGCUCGUCGCGCCCGUGCCCCUGCCCUACCACUCGCCCACAUUCCUCCAGUACGACGACCUCCCGGACGACGACGAGGACCUCUCGCACCCGCCUUACACCCGCCGCCCACACAAGCGAAAGCGCCGUCUGGACGAGGAUGAAGCCGACUCAGCCGCAUCUGGAAUCCAGACCAUGCCGGCGAAGCGGCGGUCAGUCUCUGGACCCGACAACCACCCGUUCGCAUAUCGCGUACCGCCGGACGCCAACGCACAAGCGCUCCCACUGCCGAUGCGCGCUCUUCCGGUGUCCAUUCAGACACGCCAUCUGGGCAUCGAGUGGCGCGCGGGAAGAGCGCGGUUCGAGUGGCACCACCACUGGCUCUGGCAGGGCAGCCCAGGUGCCGCGGGCUGGCCUGAGGAAGACCGGGAUUACCCAGGCACGUUCACGCUGAAGGUUUGGGGAUGUGUCCGCAUCCGCAUAUAA